CAACCAUACAUAUGUGGACGCAGCUCUGCUCUCUGCAGGGUGGAGACGAGGUGGUGGACCCCGGUGUGCAUGCACCUCCCUUCGUGCCCACCAGCAUCAGUGUGUGUGUGUGUGUGUGUGUGUGUGUGUGUGUGUGUGUGUGUGUGUGUGUAUGCGCGUGCGUGCAUGGAAUCAGCUCGCGGACGGGCUGAUCUGGUUAAGGGAGCUCAGGAAGGAAUAAAUCAUCUCUAACCUCCUCGUUGCUCGUUUAUAACCAAUCAGUUGCAGAAAGGCGAGGGUGACAGCAGCCCGGGCGCACAGGGUGCGGGCCCCCAGUCUGUGCACACUCAGGGACAGAUAAAUGUGCGUGUGCAUGCAUGCACCAGAGGGGCCGUUGUUCUUAUUGUCUGCCUUUCUCCGCAGAGAACAAGGGCAGCGGCGAGGGGCCUGCGCCCUGGGCUAGUGUUGCGGCCCUAAGCGGGUCGAAGGAGGCAAUUUCGCGGGUGGGGGAGGGUGGAGGAGACCUUGAUUUCCACCAAUCCCGGGGCGCGUGUCUGCGGAGUCCAGGGCGCAGCGGAAGGCUGCGGCGCGCCGCUGAAUGAACUGAUGAGAGCGAGUUCUCAGCUUGCCCCUGAGGGGAGCGGAGCGAGGGUCCCGGCGGGCACGGCAGAGGCGCCGGGGGCGGGCUAGCGGUCCCGGGCCGCCGUGGAAAUUUCCAAGGACUUGGCGCGGCUGGGAGAGCACGUCUUGGGGGGUGCCGGGCACCGCGGCGGCGCAGGAGGCGGGGGAAAGGGCGGUGCAGGGCGCAGGAGCAUCUUUAUCUGGAAGGGACACAGCGGGUCAGAUGUCCCAGAGCCAGCAGCACCUCUUCCACGACCCCAGCCGAGGGCGGCUGUGAUGCUGUAGUAAGGGCGGCAGCAGCUGGCCCCGCUGCUCUCGCCCAAACCCCUCCGUCGCCUACCUCUGCAGGGAAAGGGACCAUGGCUCGUGACUUGCCCAGAGGCCACUUCCUCUAGCAAGAAAUCCGUGGGAAAAGUUGCAUUGGCGAAGAUCCUUGUAGCUGACCUCUGGGGCCGUGGUGGGGGUCCCCCCAGCCCUGCGUGUGCAUGCAAGAAAGCUAAAGGUGUGUGUGUAUGGGGGGCCGGCCGUGGAGGCACCCUCUCCUGCCACUUCGCCUGGCAUUGUGCUGAGGCUCCCACGACCGACCCUGGAUGCCGAGACUGUGAUGAGCCCCUGCGGGCGGGCCCGGCGACACACGUCCAGAGGGGCCAUGGCCAUGCUGGCAUGGAAGUUCCCGCGUACCCGGCUGCCUGUGGGAGCCAGUGCCCUCUGUGUAGUGGUCCUCUGUUGGCUCUACGUCUUCCCUGUCUACCGGCUACCCAACGAGAAGGAGAUCGUACAAGGGGUGCUGGCACAGCGCAUGGCUUGGAGGAGGAACCAGACCGCUGCCAGGCUCUUCAGGAAACAAAUGGAAGACUGUUGCGAUCCCGCCCAUCUCUUUGCUAUGACUAAGAUGAAUUCUCCCAUGGGGAAGAGCCUGUGGUAUGAUGGGGAGUUUUUAUACUCAUUCACCAUUGACAAUUCCACGUACUCCCUCUUCCCCCAGGCAACCCCCUUACAGCUGCCAUUGAAGAAAUGUGCGGUGGUGGGAAACGGUGGGAUUCUGAAGAUGAGUGGCUGUGGCCGUCAAAUAGAUGAAGCAGAUUUUGUCAUGCGAUGUAAUCUCCCUCCUUUGUCAAGUGAGUACACCAGGGAUGUCGGAUCCAAAACUCAGUUGGUGACAGCUAAUCCCAGCAUAAUUCGACAGAGGUUUCAAAACCUGCUGUGGUCCAGAAAGACGUUCGUGGACAGCAUGAAGAUUUAUAACCACAGCUUUAUUUACAUGCCUGCCUUCUCUAUGAAGACGGGAACAGAGCCCUCUCUCCGUGUGUAUUACACACUGAAAGAUGUUGGUGCCAAUCAAACAGUGCUUUUUGCUAACCCUAACUUUCUACGGAACAUUGGAAAGUUCUGGAAGAGCAGGGGCAUCCAUGCCAAGCGCCUGUCUACAGGACUCUUUCUGGUGAGCGCAGCCUUGGGCCUUUGUGAGGAGGUGGCCAUCUAUGGCUUCUGGCCCUUCUCUGUGAAUUUGCAGGAGGAGCCCAUUAGUCACCACUACUACGACAAUGUCUUGCCCUACUCAGGCUUCCAUGCCAUGCCUGAGGAAUUUCUCCAACUCUGGUACCUUCAUAAAAUUGGUGCACUGAGGAUGCAGCUAAACCCAUGUGAGGAACCAUCUCUUCAGCCCACUUCCUAGGGACCAUAAAAGAAGAAAGGACCGGGUCGGGUAUUUUUUGCUAGGUUUUCUAUGUGACUUCUAAAAGGAAUGGCCAAAGUGUGUCAUGGAUUGGCAUGAUAGGAAACAAACAAAAACCCAAGCAAAACUUUGCUUUUGAUGUUGGCUUGGAGAACAAUAAGAAGUAAAAUGUUCUGGGGGAACAUUUUAUAUCAUGCUGUGGAUUUGCAGCUGGGACAACACCAAGGAGAUGAUGCUAGCAGAUCAUGUGUCUGUGGUUCAAAUCUAGAAGAUGCAAUUCAAGGACCAGAUGAACUCUCAUUGUUGAGGCUGAGGGGCUCAUCAUGGCAGCAUGUGGGAGAUGCUGGGGUAUUGCUGACUGUCAAUAUACACUGGCAUCAUAGUCAUUUUAAAAAACCUGUCUUAUUGAGACUGGCAUUAGAACUGUAGGUUUUUAAAAAUUAUUAUUUAUUUUUGCCCUGUUUAGGGCUAUGGGUGGGUGAUGGGGUAGACUUACAAAAUCCUUCCUGCUGAUUUUUGUGAUUCAUUAAAACAAGUCUAUGUUGACUAUAGUCCCCUCCACUAGUACAGUUUUAAAUAAGAAUUGCUUCUUGCCUCUUUGGUUAAGCUAUUUAGCAUGAAGCUCUGUUGAAGUUAGACUGUGUUGAUUCAUAGUCUAGAUAACAUGAGACACUUCCUCUCUUCAGAAAUUGAGAGAGAAACUCAAUUUUAGGUCCCCAUUACAUCAACCCAUUGGCUGUGUUGCUAUUAUUUUCACAAAAUCACUACACGUGCAAGUACAUUCUUUACUUGUAAAGUGGCAAAAGUGUCUUCCUUUAAUGAGAGCUGAAAUAGGUCACAGUGAGUAAGAACUUCGUCUCUGAGGCAGACAGACCAGAAGGCAGGGGGCCCUUUCCUCUUUAACAUGAAUAUUUCCCUUCAAGAUAACUCAUGCGUGUGCACAUUUGAAUGUUUUCUUUCAAGAUAAUGUGUGUGUAUGCACACAUAAAUAUAGACACACUAUACAAAGUAAUCAAAGAUUAUUCUCAUGUGACUAUGAAAACUGAGUGCGCAUGGCCUGGUGUUGGAGAGCUGCAGAGAUAGAGUACAGAAUCCAUCCCACGUUGGCGUCAGUUGAGCUGGCACAGCAGUUGCUGUCAGUUUGCAUGCCAGCACAGGGUGCAAGCUUUACCCUCAAAUACGUAAUCCAGAAUGAAAACUGCCCUCUUACUCAUGCUGCCUCCCCUCCCCCUCCCCCCAAACCUCAUGAAUGGGCCUUGUGUUGAGCACAGUGACAUGUGACGUGGCUCACGCAGGUGAGCAGGUAGGAGCCACUAGCUGUGGACUUCCUCAGUGUCAGGUGGGGCUGCUGGGCAGCUUGGCACAGCAGCUUUAACACAACACGGCAGGGGCACUCUGCUUGCAGAUUAUGGCCAAAUGUGUUUACUGGAGGUAAGGGACAAGCAGGGACAUCUUUCAUAGCAUUUGUGCUUUGAGGCGUCUUAGGCUCCAAGGAGAUAUGAAGACUCACGUUUAUUCUUUCAAGUGUUGUCAUGAUGUAGGCAAAAUCAACCCACAAGCUCUUCUGCACCAUGGAGGUAGAAACUUAGUAUAUUGACCAUGUCUAUGAAGACAGGGGCUUUAAAAAGAAGUCUAACUUACAAGAUAUCAGAGUUGUUGAGUUGUUCAUCUAGGGGCAGGGGGUUUCCAAAUGUGAUUAAAUAUCCAGGUCAUUCUAGAAAUCGGCAUUUGGACUGGCAUGAGGUGCCACGAUGGUGCACACCUUGUGGCGAUGUUUAGAGAAUGAAGAGUUUGGGAAGCUCACCACUGUGCAGGGCUGGCUUAGUGUUUCUAUCCUGUGUGGCAGCAUCAGGAUAUCAGGAAGGCAGGGUGAGUUGUGUUAGUCCUGUCUGUCCAACCCUGACCUGAAUAUAAUCCCUGUUUUGAGUGACUAGAAGUUAGUAAUUACCUAAGAAAGAAUACAUUUUUACCAAUAGAUUCAUUAAAAGUGUAAAAGGUCUAAGAAAACAACAAAUACAAAGAUUAAUUAAGUGUGCAUUCAGAUGAAUGCAUUAAUUGGUCAAAAUCUGAAGAAGCAGCUCAUAAAAUCCACACAUCAUGGUUCACUGAGAAUGCUGUCUGGGAGUCUGAACUCUCACUACAGUUCCUGGAACAGGUCCGUGUAAGAGACUUGUGUGUUUAGUCUAUGAAUUGUAAAGCUGUUCUGCAUGGCAUCUGAAUUGCGGAAUGGAGAUGACCAACACUGUCAGCUGACCUGUGCUUCCACCUGCGCCGACUUCCCUCCCCCUCAGGUGCCAUGAGCCAACACCUGAGAACAUUUUUCAUUGUUAUGACCAGGAAUGCCAGCUGCUUGUGGUAGGGAACAGCCAUGGAUAGUGGUCCAACAGCAGCAGGUCAGCCGCUUACCACAAAGAACGACCCAGAGAAUUGUCAGUAGUGUGAAAACUGAGAAACCCCAAGGUAGACCAAAAGGAAAGUUUGACUGCUCAUACUGUCUGCCUUUUAGGACAUAGGUACAAUGUUCAUGUCGCAAACAGCAUUGCUGCAACCUUUAUUAUUUUAUAGUGACAAUUCAUAGGUGUGUUAUAUGUAUAACUUUUUGUGUGUUUGGUUAGAUGAUGUAGUUAAGCAAGAGGUAGGUCUCACCACCCCCUCUGUGUGUGUGUGUGUGUGUGUGUGUGUGUGUAUAACUGUGUGUGUAUUUACAUUAUUUUUAGUAAAAUACAUGUUCCUACAUAGAAACCUCUCCAGAAUUGUCCUGUAGAACAUUCUGGAGUACCCUUAGGAGAUUGUUUAUUAUUCAAUUCUACUUAUUGAAAUUAAGGCUUUCAGCUCUGGGCCUGGUCCAUUAAUGUAUUUGACCUUUAAUGGUCAGACAGAAGGGAUUUGCAUUAUGGUGGAUAUGUUCAAUAAAAAGGAUUUAAUUCAGUUCAGUGCAUCUGGCAAGGGAUGAUGCCCCUUCUCUACCACCAAUUAGACCAAUGUUUUAAGUGUGUGUAUGUGUGCAUGCAUGGCAGUGUAUAUGAGAGACAGAGACAAAGAGAGACAGAGGGAGACAGAGAGAGAGAGAGAGACAGACAGACAGACAGACAGACAGACAAAAGUAAGAUUGCUUCAUGGGGGUGCGGACAGGAAAGGUUGCAGAGACUGCAAAUGAGCACCCAGAUAGGAACUUCCAUUUUAGUCAACUGCAGCUUGAGAAUUGCUUUGGUUCUCAAGCUCCUGAGUGAGGAUGGCUGCUAUUUGAUUUCAAUCACACUUCACUAAAAAUUAUGCCAGAUGGAAAGUAAGUUAUCCCACCAGAGAUAAAGCUUGUAUGUGAAAGAUCUUUUCACAGAUGAUGACUGUGGACCCAUAUACUCACUAUAAAGUACUUCACAAAAGUGCAUAAAAAUCAUGUGCUUGAACUAGCUUGUUCACUUUUAUGACUUUGUCAAAGGAAGUGAGCAGAAGGAGAGACUUGUCGGCCCUUAAGAGUGCUGACUGUUCAGUUCCUGACACAUGCUUCCCUGUGCAGCUGCCUGUCACUCCAGUUCCAAGGGAUCUGGUGUUCUCUUCUGGCCUCCAUGGACACUGCAUGCAAGUGGGAUCAUAUACAUACACAUAAUAAGUGAAUGCAUCUUAAUAAAGGUAGAGAAUUCGUUCUCUAAAGUGGCAGGUGUUCAGGUAGUGCCCUUUCUGCUGCUUUGCUGGGAAGCCAGUCAUCUAUAGUUUUAAUUUCUAUGUUUGAAAAAUAUCAGCUGUGUGGAAUUUUUUGCUGCCAAAUCUUUGUCAGGAGGGAUCUAAUGAGGACAUCAGUCACCAGUGCACUGAGGGGUCUUCACCUUAGGAACUGCCGUGCCUAAGCUUGCACUUGCUAAUCAAAGCGCUCCCAUCGCAGAGUCUGGUCACCUUGACCCAGUUGCAGCCCUGCAUAUGAUCAUGAGGAGUAGAGCUCUAGUCUCUGUGUACACAGAUGAACUUUCUGAAUCCCCAAAGCUAGGGAGAUAGCAAAUACCCCAUAGUUCCUGUGCUGUGUCUUUGAAAUCAUGAACUUCUAAAGCCCAGAGUCCACAUUUAGUCUUUAAAUGUGAGGCCCUAUACAGUUUCUGUUUUAUAAGGGAGAGAGUCUUAAAUUUGUAAACAUCACACACACACACACACACACACACACACACACACACACACACACACACAAAUAUGAAUAGUAUCUGCCUUAUUCUCAGCCUUAAUGUGCCAUUUGACAUUUUCACAUACAUCCCAGAGAUGAAUGAUUGACGUGUGUGUAUGAAUGGAAAGGUCAUUCAUACUAUUCAUACUAUCUAACCUUUCUCGUUGAACAAGGAAGAAACAUGCUUCUGCUUCCUUGUUUGGGUUUUCUCUCUGUUGCUGACGUUUGUAGUUUCUUCUUCCUUUAACACAGAGAAACAAACAUAUUGAAGUGAAUUAUAAUAUCGUGAGCACUUGAGCCAAAGCCCUUGACUAUCACUUGAUAGGGCACAAAAGAGGAAUUAUAUUUUAUGGUUGCUCAUUUGCCUAUGACUCUCAAUUUCACUGCUGUGUUAAAAGCCUUCUUGGUUUUGCUUUUCAAUUGAAACUUGGGGAUUCAAUCAAUGACACAAUGUUGUCCAAGAGUUUUAUGCUGUGAUACCCAAAUAUACUGACCAUGCUUCUUCUAGCUUCUGUGUAAUUCGACUCCUCCAGGUAACUCACACUUUCAAAUGUGUGUUUCAUGCAAUAACAGUAAACACCAAGAGAUGUGACUUAGUCCAAAACAGAGAAAACUGGAUUCAUGGAAUUCUGGACUUCUCUGUAUAGUAACAGAAA
Molecule: messenger RNA, 7081 nt
Organism: Peromyscus leucopus (white-footed mouse)
Lineage: Eukaryota; Metazoa; Chordata; Mammalia; Rodentia; Cricetidae
Gene: St8sia1
Product: ST8 alpha-N-acetyl-neuraminide alpha-2,8-sialyltransferase 1
Exons: 5
Coding region: 1205-2275 (356 amino acids)
Biological process (GO): oligosaccharide metabolic process; N-glycan processing
Molecular function (GO): alpha-N-acetylneuraminate alpha-2,8-sialyltransferase activity
Source: RefSeq, a predicted model, not a curated record